AUGCCAGGCUCCGGCGAGGAUUCCCCCCCGCCGAUACAGCAGACACUGGGGACGUCACCCGGGUCCUAUCGCGGCCGAUCCUACGACCGCGCCGAGUCCAUCGCCCGUCUCGCUUCACCCGUCGCUCUCGGGACCUCCCCCGCGGCGCGUCCGCAGCCCCCAUCAGGCGAUGAGUCGAGCUCUGGGCAUUUGACCCCCCUCCCCGGGCCUGGUUCACACGUCGCUGGGCCCGGUGUGUCCGCUCUUGCGGCUGCCCUCUCCAACUCUCUGGGCGCAUCCCCGCCUCGGUUCGGCACGCCGCCCGUGCGAACUGCCUCGCCUGCGCUCGCCGCUAUCAAUGCGCCAGCCUCGGGCACACCGACAAACUACGGGUCGUUCGAUGCGAGGAAACAAGCGGGAGGCGCCUAUGAAGAUCCGGAAAUUAUCAAGAGGCAUCUUGUUCAGCCAGGCGAUGCGGGCUCGGAUAAUGGAUCGGGGAGUGAUACCAAUGGCUCAAAGGGCAAGCAGCCCGCCGGCGCGGCCCAGUCCGGCCUGGAUGACGAGUUCUCGAGCUUGAGGUUACAGGGAGGCGACAUCACGCGACCGAUCUACAAGUGGACGGAAGAAGUCGACCAACGGGGCAAGAUGCAGCGCAGCAAGAGCUUUAGCGUCACGCGGCCGGACCCGGAAACGGACGAGCUUGACAUUAACAAUAUCAAGGUCCCCGGAGGCUUCCGGCGUAACUUUAUCCGACGCGCCGCUCGGGAUACGGACGAGCUGGAGCAAGGCGAUGGUUACGGCCAGCCACAGGCGCAACCUCCCCUGUUCACGAACAGCUUCCUCGAGUUCCUGAGCUUGUACGGCCACUUCGCUGGUGAAGAACUGGAGGAAGACGACGAAGUCCUGAACCCCGGCGAGUACUUCACUUCUGGCUCAGAAAGCGACGACUAUGACGAGGCGUCCGAUGACGAGCCCAUGGAGGAGAGCGCCCUACUCACGCCCUCACGCCGGAAGAGGAGGAGAAAGGAGCGCGGAGGUAGUGGCCAAAACAGCCCCAUGAAUGCGACCUUGCUCCUCCUCAAGUCGUUUGUCGGUACUGGCGUCCUGUUCCUCCCACGCGCGUACCUAAACGGUGGGAUGCUGUUUAGUAACCUAGUGCUGCUGUUUGUGGCCGCGCUCAGCUAUUACUGCUUCGUUCUGCUUGUCACAACCCGGCUCAAGGUUAACGGCUCCUUUGGCGAUAUUGGCGGUAUUCUCUACGGCAAAUGGAUGAGGAACUUGAUUCUGGCGUCUAUCGUCAUCAGCCAGCUGGGAUUCGUUGCGGCCUACAUCGUGUUCACCUCACAAAAUCUGCAGGCCUUCAUACUCGCGGUUACCGAUUGCAAGUCUCUUAUCCCGGUGACCUGGCUCAUCAUCAUGCAAAUGGUGGUGUUCCUGCCCUUCUCGCUCCUGCGCGACAUUGGCAAGCUCGGGUUCACGGCGCUCAUUGCCGACGCCUUCAUCGUCAUCGGUCUUGCCUACCUCUUCUACUACGACAUCCUGACCAUCAACACGAGCGGUCUGGCCGACAUCAUCAUGUUCAACCAAAAGGACUGGACCCUCUUCAUCGGCACGGCCAUCUUCACCUUCGAGGGCAUCGGCCUGAUCAUCCCGAUCCAGGAAUCCAUGCGCCACCCCCAGAAGUUCCCCAAGGUCAUGCUCAUCGUCAUGGUCAUCAUCACCACCCUCUUCAUCGUCAUGGGCGCCGUCUCGUACGCCGCCUACGGCUCCAAGACGGAAACCGUCGUGUUGCUCAACCUGCCGCAGGACGACAAGCUCGUCAAUGGCGUGCAGUUCCUCUACUCCCUCGCUAUCUUGCUCUCGACCCCGCUGCAGAUCUUCCCGGCCAUUCGCAUCACGGAGAAUGCGCUUUUCACCAAGAGUGGCAAGUACAACCCGUAUAUCAAGUGGCAGAAGAAUGUGUUCCGCUUCUUUAUGGUGGCCCUGUGUGCACUGAUUGCCUGGGGUGGUGCGGAUAACUUAGACAAGUUUGUUGCUCUUGUCGGUAACUUUGCUUGCAUCCCGUUGGUGUACAUCUAUCCGCCCCUCCUCCACUACAAGGGUGUCGCCCGGACGACGUUCAAGCGGUGGUCUGAUAUUUUCUUGUGCGUUUUUGGAUUUGUCGCCAUGGCCUACACUACUAGCCUCACGGUUAUGAGCUGGGCGAAUGAUGAGGGCGGCGGACUGCCGAGCCACUGUGACCCCAAGGGGUUGUAA
Molecule: messenger RNA, 2235 nt
Organism: Dichotomopilus funicola
Lineage: Eukaryota; Fungi; Ascomycota; Sordariomycetes; Sordariales; Chaetomiaceae
Product: transmembrane amino acid transporter protein-domain-containing protein
Exons: 2
Coding region: 1-2235 (744 amino acids)
Biological process (GO): amino acid transmembrane transport
Cellular component (GO): vacuolar membrane
Molecular function (GO): L-tyrosine transmembrane transporter activity
Source: RefSeq, a predicted model, not a curated record